Molecule: messenger RNA, 3370 nt
Organism: Phoenix dactylifera (date palm)
Lineage: Eukaryota; Viridiplantae; Streptophyta; Magnoliopsida; Arecales; Arecaceae
Product: WPP domain-associated protein-like
Source: RefSeq, a predicted model, not a curated record
AAAAUACCACACAAUCCGAUAAAGGGAGAAAAAGAUCUCACUCCCAGACCUAAAAAUCCACCCUUUUUAGCUUCGGCUCGCUCCACUGUACGAGACUUCGCGGGAAACAGUGGCGGGAAGUUCGAAGAGCUUCCCCCGGACGGCCUCGUCUUCGUUGCGUCGAUGGACCGGAUCGAAUCCUCAGGAGUGCAGUUACUGGUGGAGAAUUCUGAUGUCCUGGAUGAAAGGUUUGGUACUUCAGCUGAUGGGUCUUUGCCAUCAAGUAGAAGUUUUAAAGGGAAUGAGAACGUUGGAAAUGACUCGGCUUUUUAUGAAAAGUUUCUCCUUGAUGAUCUGGAUUCUUACUGGGAUGAGAUAAAUGACCGUCUCAGCAUUUCAAGAAUGGUGAGUGAUUCAGUCAUCAAAGGAAUAGUAAAUGCCGUGGUUGAAGAAGCUGCAGAAAAAAUUGCCUCGAAGGAUGCAGAGAUAGCAACCUUGAAUGAGAUGUUGCAAUCUUGUAAAUCUGAUGCAGCUCCAAGUAAAAGGUUAGCAUCCGUUGUGAUGCUGCCAAAACCUUCUGCAAUAAAGGUUGAAAUUGAGAAAACAAAAUCAGAGCUGAAUCAGAGCUAUUCAGAUGUAAGUACGGAUUUGAAUUAUGCAAAACAUUUAGGCAGGAUAAAGAUUGUGGCAGAAGAACAGCUUCAUAAGCUUCAGGAGGUUCUUCAGGAUUUAAAGGCCUCGAACUGUCAUGGUAGAAUAGAUGUAGGCUACAUGGAUUCAGGAAUGUUUGGUAUACUUCCUAAGGUAAAAGCUGAUGAAAAAUUGCUCGAAAUAGAUGGACGAAUUGAUGGUCUAAAAGUAAUGCUAGCAUCUGGAUAUGAACAGAUUAAUGACAUAUUCUACUUAAUGAAGACUUCAAUGUGGGAACAGCAAUGGGAGCAUGAAUUUCAGAAAGAAAUAAGUAAUUUGAUGAUGCAGAAUUAUAUCAGGGGUCUACAAGAUGAGUUUGAAACAAAAUUGUAUGAGCAAAGAGGACUUAUUAAUACCUUAAUCAAGAGCUGGCAGGAGAAAGUUGCGGAACUUGCUACUGUGCGUGAAGAACUUGAUGAUAUUUCGAAGUCAUUAUGGAGCUCAGAAAACAGCCAUGAAAGUUUUGAAGAAUGUAGUGUUGCAAAAGGAAAGGAACACUUUCCUGGAAAAGUGUUAGGAAAUUAUCGUUUCCCAUCUCAUUCCGAGGAAAACGGAACUAUUAUGAUGGAGAAAUCUGAGGAUUCUGGCAAAGUCGUGCUAGAGGUUGUUGAAUUAUCCCAACUGAAGCACAUGACAAUGGAAGAACUAGUGUCUUACUUCAAAACUGAAAUAACCAAGAUGAGAAGACAACAUGAAUCAGCUUUGCAAGAGAAAACGGAAGAGUUGUUCAGAUUCAAAAGGGAAUUCCUCAAGGAAAAGGGUUCAUCACCUUUCAGAAAAGAUAAGGACUCUGAACUUUUAAAGAAAAAAAUUCCAGAAGUCAUUUUGAAACUCAAUGAGAUUCUUUUGGAGAAAGAAAAGCUGCCUCCAUUCCAUGAUGAUCAUGACGAAUUAUGCCGUUUGAAGGAAAGAAUUGAUUGCUUGUUUUCAGAAAACCAGAGUCUACGAGGUUUGCUUUUGGAUAAAAGAAAGGAGGUCAAGCAUCUAUCUUCACAGGUCUCUGAUGCAGCGAGCCAAAUGUCGCUUCACUCUUCUGUGGAGGCUAACUGCCUGAAACAAAUUAUGAAAUUCAAAGGGGAUCUGGAAGACAUAAAGAUGGAAAUUAGCAUUAGACAUGAACUGUAUAAUGUUAUUUUAAGGGAGUUGAUUUCUGAGCAUCAAUGCAGCAUGGAGGAUAUAAAGAUUGAGACUGUUUCUCUGCAAGAGAUUGAUUCUGUUUUAAUUAAAGGAGUUGCUUGGGAUGCUAUGUCUGCCAUAAAUCCUACUAUAUCAAAAUAUUAUAAGGAAAAAGCUUCUCUUGAAACAAAAUUUUUGGAAAAAGAUAAGGCAUUAAGAUUAGAAAUUGACGAGAACCGGAAGUUGAAGCAGAGGAUGGCAUCGCUAUCAUCAGUGAUGAAGGAAAAGGAAAAGUUAGCAAUAGAGAUUGGAUCCACACUGACGCAGCAAAAGGAGCAGUUUGACCUAGCUCACCAGGAACUUAGUUUGCUCAGAGACCAGGUGUGCAAGCAAGAGAUAUUGAUAUCAGAUUUCAAGAAGGAAUCAUAUUCAAUGCAGAGUAGGCUCAAUGAGGCUUUGCAGCAAAUUCAUCAGUACGAGUUGGACAUAAACAAACUGAAUGAAAAAUUAAAGAGUGCAACAGAUGCCUUCAAGGAAGAAGGAAAGCAGAAGGCCAUGCUUCAUCAUAUAAUUGAGGAGAAGCAAAAGUCAUUAUCAUUAUCUGACACGAAGGGCAGAGACCAAGCAAAGCAGUUGGAUCACAUUGUUGUCACUGCGAUGGAGUUAUCAAAAGCAGUUGUAGGCUUUGAAAGCAGAUCUGCAGAGAAAAUCAAAAGGACCAAGUCUAGGUUAAAUAUGCUGAGUCAUCAGUUCAAGCCACUAGUGAAAGAGGCUAUCCUUCUAAACAAAAAGGAAUUCUGGUACAAACAAAUGCUCGAAAUCAGAUGUUCUAACCUCCAAAAGGCUGAAGCUGAGGUUGAUCUUCUAGGAGAUGAGGUUGAUGCUCUUCUGGGUCUUCUGGGAAAGAUUUACGUAGCACUUGAUCAUUACUCUCCAGUGUUACAACAUUAUCCUGGAGUGAUGGAGAUUUUAAAAUUGGUUCAAAGAGAAUUAAAAGGAGAAGAUAUUUAGAAUAGUUGAUCUAUUGCUGUGCCAGGUUUGGCCAGGUCCUAUAUAUUAUUUCCCAGCAAGCAUAGGAUGCAGUGUACAUUUUCUUGUAGGCAUCUGUUGAUAGCCCUUUUUUUGUGUGUUAAAUAACUCAAGGAAGUGGUCAUUGCUGUUCCAUGGGAUCAGACCUGUCAACAACCAACCUAAUCUAUUCUCAGUGCACUGAUAACUGUAUGCUCAGGCAGAUGCUUAGGCCCCUUACAAGUGGGUUUGGCAUAGGCUUCACAAUCAUUUGUGGACCAACUGCACCUGAAGUCUGGAGAAAAAGAAAAGAGCUGUCGGUUGCUUUCCAUGUCACCAAAGAAUCAUGGAUAUUAUGCAAUGCAAGCUAAACUAUGUAUGAUGUAAAUGCCGGUAUGUGUUUUCCUUUUGCAGUAAAUUAUUCAUUUAUUUACACAAAUAGCUUUUGGAAAUUGCUUGUAAGCCAUUAGGCAGCUUUCUGAAUGUGGAAACAAUAUUCAGUAACGGUCACGGGCUAAGCCCUAUCGUGUAUGAUGUUCUCAUUUAGCUAUUGAUUGACGAUAUCUAGUUGAUGCUA